Pangasianodon hypophthalmus (striped catfish) is the source of this 4016-nucleotide messenger RNA. Its product is annotated as verrucotoxin subunit beta. NCBI's taxonomy places the organism in Eukaryota, Metazoa, Chordata, Actinopteri, Siluriformes, Pangasiidae. The coding region runs from base 119 to 3130 and encodes 1003 amino acids. The record is from RefSeq and is a predicted model, not a curated record. The transcript has 12 exons. Gene Ontology annotation, molecular function: protein binding; carbohydrate binding.
CUGGCCUAUAUCUCCACCCACCUCAACACCUUUUCUUAAAUCUGUUUUCCAUCCUGCUACCUCUCUACUGGUUACAUUAACACAGGACUGAUGAGAAGCUUAAGAAGGCAUUUCAGUCAUGGAUUCCAGAUACAUGGAAAUAGCUGCCCUAGGAAGACCUCUGUAUCCCGGCAUGCUGUACGAUUGCCGCAGGGACUCCUUUAUCCCAGGUGUUACUUUAUGGGAUAAGAAAGCAUUGCGCGAUGACCUUGAUGUACAUCAGCAGCCUAAAACACAUCUGAAGUUUGCUGCCUCUGACACCCUCAGUGAUAAGGCCAACCUCCUAGAUAUAAGCGCUUCCCUUAAAGCCAGUUUCUGCAGUGGUUUGGUGGAGGUUGGAGGAUCAGCCAAGUACCUGCGUGAUAACAAAACCUCAGCACAUCAGUGCAGAGUUACCAUGCAGUACAGCCAGACAACAAAAUUUGAACAACUCACUAUGAAGGAGCUUGGCAGUAUCACCUAUCCACAAGUAUUUGAGCAGAAAACAGCCACUCAUGUUGUUACAGCUGUACUGUAUGGAGCUUGUGCUUUCAUGGUUUUUGAUCAUACGACUGCAGAAAAUGAGAGCAAACAGGCUAUUGAAGGAAACCUUCAUGCCGUGGUCAAGAAGAUCCCUACCAUUUCCAUAGAGGGGGAAGCAUCCCUAAAGAUGACUGAAGAGGAAAAAAAACUGGCUGAGAAUAUCAGCGUCACAUUUUAUGGUGACUUUGAACUUGAAGAAAACCCCACCACAUACAAGGAAGCCCUGGAAGUGUACAAGAAAUUGCCCACUCUGAUGAAGCAACGACAAAAUAAAGGUGUACCACUGACUGUGUGGCUGUAUCCUCUCACGCUUUUGGAUGAAAAGGCUGCAAAGUUGGUGAGAGAAAUCAGCAUAAGCCUGUUGUGUAAAGCAGAAAAUUUGCUGGAGGAGCUUGGUGACGUGGAGAGAAGAUGCAAUGAUUUGAUCAAAAACCAAAUGACAAAUGAUUUCCCUGACCUAAAAGACAGGUUGUUAAAGUUUCAGGCAUUAGAAAAGAAUUAUAUGAGAUCAUUCCAGAAGGCACUGUCCAGAGUUUUGCCAGCUAUUCGGGGUGGGACAGAAGAGGUCAAGGCACUGGGGGACAUCCUGGACAUCCAUUACACAUCACCCUUCACUGCUAGCAACAUGAACAAAUGGUUAGAUGACGUUACAACUGAAUUAAAUAUACUGAGUUCCUAUACCAGUGGGCUGAAGGACCUGACAGUUGUGAAAUCAUCAGGGUCUCUCCAUUCCAUCCUCUUUGAUCCUGACGUUGAUGUGGUGGUUUGCUUGUCAUUUACAUCUUUAAGGAAUGAAGACUCCUACCUAGCAGUUAUACAAGACUUUCUGAACUGUGAAGGGUUUACAGUGUUGGGGCAACCAAGAGAGAGAGAGUUCCCUCUCCAAGCAACACAGCCUUGGUUCACUUUUCCUGACAUUUCUGUGAGCAUGAGGCAGAAUCUUUCUCUCUUUACAAGUUUUUCAAAGGCCAAUAAAAAUGAUAAGAGAGUCAUGUUCAUCAUUGCCUCCAUAUCUGACCCGAGCAAUCCAGGAACCUCCAUCCAACUUUAUCAGAAAGGCAUUCUGAAAGAUCCUAAGUUCCAGCCUGUAUCCAAACCGCCUCUACCCAUGGUGGAGACCUAUGAUGAGAAAGUCCUACUUAAGCUUUCAAAAUCCCUAACCGGAGAGACAGUCCAGUUCAGAGUUGAAUACAGGAUGACACCGCCACCUGAUUCAGCAGCUGACAUUGACGAAUGGACAGUCACAGACACUUCAGGUGCACAGACCAGCCUCACAUUGUCUGAAUUAAAGCCAGCAGACCAAUACUUGGUCCGAUACAGAGCUGUUAGUGAGGUGGGAGUGAGUGAGGCCAGCGACUCUGUCUCCAUCUCCUUCCCUGGGAAGCCUGAUGUGGGCAUGAGUGAAGCCAGCGACUCUAUCUCCGUCUCCUUCCAUGAGAAGCCUGAUGGGGGAAUGAGUGAAGCCAGCAACUUUCAUCAGAAGCUCAAUCUUAAAGUGGGCCAGUCAUGGAACUUCUUCACAUCUUCCCUCUUUAAUGAACUAAGGACAAAAAUAAUGACCAGUAUGGGCAUGUCACGAUGGUCUCUCUCUACCAUCAAGUCAGAGGUUACAAAUGUUGUCAACAGUCCUCGCAUUCCUUACAUUGACACAAUUCCUGGUGGGCUGAGAGCAGGAAUGGCUUUGUAUUUCCAAGGUGUUGUUUUUGCAACAGGAGAAGUCUUUUCAUUUAAUCUCGUAACUGGGCCGAAGGUUGAUGAUGACAUCGUUUUUCACUUCAACCUUCGCAACAAUGACCUGGUGGUCCAAAACAGCCGCAGGAAUGGGAUGUGGGAGAAUGAAGAACACACAUCAGGGUGUCCCAUUCCCAAAGGAUCAGCCUUUGAUAUCUUUAUUGUGGCCAAAAGAGAAGGUUAUGAGGCAUAUGUAAAUGGAAAGAGGUAUUGCCUGUUCAAACACCGCAUGCCAAUGGAGAAAGUGGCCACACUUUACAUUUGUGGCGACGUCAUCAUGAACAUUGUUGGUAUUGUUGAAAACUGGAGCACAUCUACUUUUGCUAAGGAACUAAACUCUGGCAUCUCACGCACAAAGCUUUCUAACAUCCAAUUUGAUGUGCCACAUCCAGUCUGUAGCCCUAGCAAACCAUAUUCAGGAUCAAUCCCUGGAGGCUUGAGACCUGGUGUGGCUUUAUUCUUCCAAGGGGUUGUUCCAUCAGAUUGUGAACGCUUUCAAAUAGAUUUGCAGACUGGGCCAAAAGACAUCGCUCUCCACUUCAACCCCCGCAUGCACUCUGUGGUACUUAACAGCUGCAGGAAUGGGAGAUGGGAACUCCAAGUGGAUAUUCAGGGAGGCCCAUUUGUCAAAGGAGGAGCCUUUGAUAUCAUCAUGGUUAUUAAACCAGAAGGCUAUGAGGUGAUAGUGAAUGGCCUGCUGUAUUGCACGUUCAAUCACCGUAUGCCAGUGGACAAAGUGACUACAGUUCGCAUUUUGGGAGACGUCUUCAUGAACAUCUUCAGCAUUAUUGAAGUGGAUGAUAUUAAUCUGAAAGUCACCAUUCCGGCCAAUAUUUGAGGAUUCGAAUCUUCCCCAAAAGCAAUUCCCUUGACAAUUUUCAAGAGAUUUUUUUGUUAUAUUCUGCUCAAGUGUAUCAGACAACAGACCAUGGGCAUGAUUUGUUUUUUUAUUAAUCAGUUAUUUUUUUUCCUCUUAAGCAUUUUUAUGAGAUUUUUGUAGCUUAUUAUUGUUGGAAAUGAAUGCUAUAUACUCUUUACUACAGUAUUAUUGUACUUUAAUUAUAGUAAAUAAUACAGGUAAUUUGCUUUAGUCUAUAUAUAGACACCUUUGCAGCAGAAAUUAGAGUAGUCCAUGGCUAACACAGUAAAUAAAUGUAGAUUUCUGUCUCGAUGGAUGAGCUGUGUACUCUGUCAAAUAUCCUUUUUAGAUGAACCCAUCUUCCAGUAACAGAGGUUUUAGAUAAAAAAAACAUUCAGUGCAAUCGAGGUCUGGUAAUUAGCUAUUGUAACAAACCAAGAGUUCACUAGGGAACAUUUUCUGAUUAACAUUUUUCAUCUGAUUAAAAACCUCAUCAGUCACAAAAGUCUGCACUGUGCAUUUCAUUCAGCCAGAUAUGCCAAAAACAAGCAGGGUUCUGUACAUCCCUUCAUAUUAACACCAAAUACAAGGUUGAAGUUUACACAGUUUCUUAUUUAAGUUGUCAGUUCCACCUUAAAUACUGAUGCAAACACAAUAUUGUACCUGUAGAGAGCACUCAUUGCUCAUUUCUAAAAACAUGAUCCAUGUGCAGAAUUGUAAAGCAUAAAUGAAUUUGCUAAUUAUACAUCUUGCCCAAAUGUAUUAUGGUAUGAGUUGUUUUCGGGUUAUUACCAAUUGGAAAACGAUUUACUUCUUGAUUAAAACAUUUUAACAAUGUACUGAUUAAAAUCAUUGAAUUUUGACA